Molecule: messenger RNA, 759 nt
Organism: Staurois parvus
Lineage: Eukaryota; Metazoa; Chordata; Amphibia; Anura; Ranidae
Source: the annotation of a GenBank genome assembly
AUGGCAGAAGUAAAGCCAAAGUUCAAUGAACACAUCAUACAAGCACCAAAGCCUAUAGAAUCCAUUAAGAGGCCUAGCGCAGACGAGCCUUUGACGCGUUUAGAGCUGAGGGUAUCGUCUUCUUUGAAGCAAGCACUUGAUAAACUGAAACUUUCCUCCAACGACACGAAGACAGAAACAGAUGAGGACAACGGAGAGAUCAAAAUUGGAACUUUUUGUAAAAAUGGUGGCUGCACAAAGACAUUUGUUGGACCACAGAGUAAUGACGAAGUAUGUCAGUAUCACGCUGGAGUGCCUAUCUUCCAUGAAGGGAUGAAAUAUUGGAGUUGCUGCAAGAGGAAAACGUCAGAUUUUAAUACGUUUUUAUCGCAGGAAGGGUGCUCGAGGGGCUCACAUUUGUGGAUUAAAAAGAACGAUGGUAAAAAGGUUGUCCCAUGUCGGCAUGACUGGCAUCAGACAGGUGGAGGUGUCACCAUCUCAAUCUAUGCAAAGAAUUCUGUUCCUGAGCUCAGCUAUGUAGAGGCCAAUAGCACUGUGGUCAACAUUCACAUAGUGUUUGAUGGUGAGAAAGAAUUCCAGCAGCAUCUACAGUUAUGGGGAGUCAUUGAUGUCCAAAAAAGUUAUGUGAGCUUAACAGCAACAAAGGUGGAAGUUUUCUUGAAAAAGGCCGAGCCAAUGACCUGGGCCCGACUAGAGUUACCUCAGAAAGUUGCCCCUCCACCCCAAAACAAGGACUCUGAAGAAGCCCAAGACCCAUGA